Limanda limanda (common dab) is the source of this 2636-nucleotide messenger RNA. It is a transcript of the gene stx16, whose product is annotated as syntaxin 16. Gene Ontology annotation, biological process: vesicle-mediated transport; intracellular protein transport; vesicle fusion. Gene Ontology annotation, cellular component: membrane; SNARE complex; endomembrane system. Gene Ontology annotation, molecular function: SNAP receptor activity; SNARE binding. The transcript has 8 exons. NCBI's taxonomy places the organism in Eukaryota, Metazoa, Chordata, Actinopteri, Pleuronectiformes, Pleuronectidae. The coding region runs from base 320 to 1273 and encodes 317 amino acids. The record is from RefSeq and is a predicted model, not a curated record.
CUUCCGCAGCUUUGAGAAGCGGAGCAGCUUUCACCAAUCUGACGCCAAAUUCAGACUCUAGGCAGAAACCCGCGGCCAUGUCUCUUACUUUGAACUAAAGUACCAGUGAUGGUUAGCGGAUGAAUGUGCUUGAGGUCGUUUGCCGUCCGCUGUAGACGCUGUUUUGGCGAGUUUUCUCCAUCACUCCUCGCAGGCAGAGCUAAGGCUAAAGCUAGCUGUGCGUUAGCAGCGGCUCUCGGCGGCUGUGGACACACAUUUAAUAAACCCUCCCCUCGCCGGCCUUUUUGCACAGUUUACUUAGAUCUCAGGCAAGGCAGUCAUGGCCACUCGGCGUCUGACCGAUGCCUUCUUGUUAAUGCGGAACAAUGCAAUCCAAAACCGGCAAAUAUUGGCUGAGCAAGUGAGUACAUACGACCCCCGUCUGAGUACACGUAGCAAUGCUGCGUUGGCUGAUGAUCGCAUGGCCCUGGUGUCAGGAAUUAGUCUGGACCCUGAGGCUGCCAUUGGUGUAACAAAGAGACUGCCUCCUAAAUGGAUAGAGGGAAUUGAUGAGAUUCAAUAUGAAAUCACACGAGUUCGACAGAAGAUGAAGGAACUGGCCUUACUUCAUGACAAGCAUAUGAACCGUCCCACACUUGAUGACAGUACUGAAGAAGAGCAUGCCAUAGAAAUCACUACACAGGAGAUCACACAGAUGUUUCACAGAUGCCAGCGAGCUGUGACAGGUUUGCAGACUCGCUGCGGCCACUGCACCGAGCAGGAGGAGAGACUAUUGAGAAACGUGGUGUCGUCUCUGGCACAGAGUCUACAGGAGCUGUCCACCAAUUUUAGAUACACACAGUCCAGUUACCUAAAACGUAUGAAGAAUCGUGAGGAGAGAUCAAAGCACUUUUUUGACUCAGGACCCUUAAUGGAGGAGGAUGAAGAUUUAGCUCUGUAUGAUAAGGGAUUCACAGAAGACCAGCUGGUGCUGAUGGAGGAGAACACGGUCAUGGUGGAAGAACGAGAGAAGGAGAUCAGACAAAUAGUGCAGUCCAUCUCUGAUCUGAAUGAGAUUUUCCGGGACUUGGCAGGAAUGGUUGUUGAACAGGGCACCGUGCUUGAUAGAAUCGAUUUCAACGUGGAGCAGGCUUGUGUUAAAACAGAUGACGGAUUGAAACAGCUACAAAAGGCGGAGCAGUAUCAGAAGAAGAACAGAAAGAUGCUGGUCAUUUUGAUCCUGUUCGUCAUAGUCAUUGUUCUAAUUAUUAUUCUUUUUGGAUCAAAGUUCUAGUCAUUCAUUCCUCUGGCGUUUGUUUUCUGUGUGGGUGUAUGGUGUGCAUCUGUUUGGACUUGGACUUGGUCUUUAACAAAGCUGACCGCCUUUCAUUCCCACCAGGACACGACAAGAGGAAAUCCGUGUCUCCCUGCAGAUGCACUUGCUGCAAUGUGGAGAUAUUUUUUGUGGUUGAUUUUAAUGAAAGAAACAAUCAAAAAUCUGUCUGAGCCAUUUAAUCAAGUGGCUCUCCUCAAAUCGCUCCAAUGCUCUUUGACCAAGGUUUGUCAAACCCAAACAACAACACAUAUGUGGUCUAUAUAAAGAGUUGCUAACCCAGUGUUCUCACACUUAUUUCUUGUGUGAAAAAGCAAAUUAUUUGUUCCUAACUAUUGCAAACAUUUAGUUUCCGUGAGAGAGAAAAAAUGUUUGUGGAAGAGAAACAUGCAGUAGAUAUUAUUUUAUGGCAAAAUAAUUUUCAUCCCAAAAUGGCUCAGUAUUUUAUGGCACCUUUGUGUUAAAAAAGCACCACAUAUGAUUAGAAUAGUAAUUUAUAACCCAAAAUAUUACUUUGAUUUAAAGGACGACCAUUUCUUUUGGUUUUAUAUCCCUUUAAUUAUAAUUAUACUGAGAACUUAGAUCCUUGUUACCCUGCCUUUGUCCCGAAGAGGGUUCAGUCAGCUAAUUCAAUCCUAAAAUCAAACCUGUUUCAAAUCUGCUGUACUUUGCAUCAAGUGCUCACUAUAAAACACUUUACUGUUUUGUUUGUUUUGUUUUUCAUGGUCCUUGUAUUGAGUGCUACCUUUUUAAAACUCUUGCAGUUUGCACAUAUUGAGGCCUGGGGGGGAGCAGAGGGGGUUGUUAUGGAUGUAAUACUACUGGUAUAUGUGUAAUGAAAAAAGAAGAAUGAUUGCAUUAUUUAUUUUUAAUAGCUUCAAAUAAUCCAGAGGUUAAUAUGUGCUCGGUUCCAGGCAGAAUUUUUGUAUAAUGAGUAAAAGUGUGUCUGAAGCCAUCUGUUAUUGUUCCACCCCACUAAGGAAAAUGUGAUGACGUCCAGCACAAGCCGACGUAUAGAGACAGCAUUACGAGGAUGGUUUCGUCUGUUUCUAUUCAGACUGGACAUGAUAUAGUUUAGCUGGCUGUGUUGGAAACGUCUUGUGUUCUAUGAAGACUGAUCGGCUGAAACGAUGAAGAGCUUUAUUUGACAUAUCUGUACGCUACAGUUUAUACACCUGUUCAUCCAUCUUGUCAUUGAUGUGAAGUAUGUGUGUGUGUGUGUGAAAAAAUUGUUAUGUCCAAGUGGUGUUCCACUCAGGUUUUGUUUUACCAAACAAAACUGGCAAAAAGACAGCAGCUUUUUUUAAAUAAACCUUGAAAACAU